AUGCUGCGAGGCAUACGGCAAAUAUCAAGACUACGGAAAUUUGUGACGGCUCCGGCAUGCAUUUUACUCAACCCAACAGCUGCCACAAGUGCAACAACAGUAGGCAAACAAGCGCCACUGCACACCAGUCGAAUUGCGCAUAAAUAUGACAAAAAAUCUUCGCGGUCGAGGGACGACAUUGACUCGGAUGAUGAAGUAGAUGCAGAGUUUAAGGAUGAACGUGAUUCGAAGGUGGUUAAGACCAAAGUAAACUCGUUGCGUGCGGAUUUGCUACUAAAAGCCGGACUUGGCAUGGCCAGAAACAAAGUGGAGCUUAAUUUCUAUGAAAGCAAAAUCCGUGUAAACGGGAAGAAGUUAUUGAAAAAGAGCGUGCAGCUUGACGUGGGCGAUGAGAUUGAUGUAAUACGCGGUUUCAGCCAGACUAAUCCCUCACAUCUGGUUAUCUCACGUGUCGUUAUACUCUCUGCCGGCGAGCAUGACGAGGGUCUCAGCGUACACCUGCGCCGUUACAAAUCGCUGCUCAUUGACAACUAUAGCAACCCCAAUGCCUACAAAUCCUCGGAACCCAUUGCACACUAGUCGUAUUGCUGUUGUCUGAAUAAAUCGCUGACACCAAUA
Messenger RNA from Drosophila montana, 618 nucleotides. RefSeq names its product mitochondrial transcription rescue factor 1. The transcript is spliced from 3 exons. The coding region runs from base 1 to 579 and encodes 192 amino acids. Gene Ontology annotation, molecular function: RNA binding. The record is from RefSeq and is a predicted model, not a curated record. Lineage: Eukaryota; Metazoa; Arthropoda; Insecta; Diptera; Drosophilidae. Gene Ontology annotation, cellular component: mitochondrion. Gene Ontology annotation, biological process: regulation of mitochondrial transcription.